AGGGAAAAGGGGUGAUCUAUGAACUAAAGUCCCAUGUGUAAGCGAAUGAUCUAUAUAUUUAUCUGAUGGCUGGUGAAAUAGUGAGAUGGUGGCACCUUUGGAGAAGGUGACACAAAAAGCCAGACAACAGGUAUCAUGAACUCCAUACAAUCAGACUCCUCUGCAAAUGUGACCUUUGUUCGUCCUGCAACGUUUUUCCUCAAUGGCUUUUCUAAUGUCCCACAUGCAAAAUACUACUAUGUGUUCUUGUCUUUAGUGUAUGUUGUGACUGUUUUAGGGAAUUCAUUUAUCAUGUGUAUCAUAUAUUUGGCCCGCAGACUUCACACAGCCAAAUACAUUGCUGUUUUCCAUCUGGCCCUUUCUGAUCUGUGUGGAAGCUCAGCUUUGAUUCCAAAAAUCAUUGACACAUUUUUGUUUGGGCACCAUGACAUUUCAUACGAAGUGUGCUUUGUGAGUAUGUUUUUUAUAUAUCAUUUUAUGAAUCUGCAGUCUUUGACACUUCUUAUCUUGGCUUAUGACAGACUGGUUGCUAUUUGUUUUCCUCUACGGUAUCAUGCCAUUGUAACCAAACAAGCCAUGUUUCUGAUCAUAGGGUUGAUGUGGAUUGUGUCUAUGACAUAUUUUUCUGUGCAUGUAGGUCUGCUGAAUAGACUGUCUAUUUGUAGUUCUAAUGUGGUUAAUAGUUAUUUUUGUGAUUAUGGCCCUGUGUGUAGACUAGCUUGUAAUGAUAAUUCCCUAAAUUUACUGAUGGGAAAAAUUUGCUUUGGUUUCCUAAUUUGCUUGCCUCCAGUACUGAUCAUCAUUUCAUAUUUCUGCAUUGCUCUGGCUCUGCUUAAGAUUGCUCAUGGUGUUGAUCGGAUCAAAGCUAUAAAAACCUGCACCUCACAUCUCAUAUUGGUGGCAGUUUUUUAUCUCCCAAUUUUAAGUAAUAAUAUUGCUGCUGCCACAACACCUAUCCAUCCAAACGCCCGGAUAAUUAACAAUUCUUUGACCCAGAUAAUUCCACCUAUGCUGAAUCCCAUCAUAUACACUCUAAAGACAGAGGAGGUCAUGCAGUCCAUAAAAGAACUGUACAAACGCAGUAAGGUGAAUACAAUUAGUGAAAAAAUUAUGAAAUUCAGUGUGAGAAAUUGAAAGUGGUAAAAAAGGACUUAUUUAAAAGGUUGUUAAUACUAUAUUUAACUUAUUUUACUGUUGGUUUACUUUCAUUAUCUGUUUGAAUUAGACUUUGUCCAUCUUGUAUCUUGUAUAAAAUAGACAUGCUAGUAUAAAAAAUCAUUUGUCACAGUUUUUUCCUUGAAUGUCAAAAGGUUUUCAUGUUUCAAUGUUUGCCAUUAACUUAUAAUUUACUUAUUCCCACCAUUUUGUAUUUUGACAUAUUAGCAGGUAUUUCUUUCUUUUGCAGGGUGAUUUCUUUUUUUUUGAGAGUGAUUCCAGACCAUGUAAUGCAGGCAUGUGCUUCAGUGAACUUAAUCCUUAUGUGACAUUAAAAAACAUAAAUGUUUAACUCUGAAAGAUGAAUCCUGUAUCUUCUGUUCAAUCCAAAAUUGUUUUG
This is a messenger RNA of Cyprinus carpio (common carp), 1555 nucleotides long. RefSeq names its product olfactory receptor 1468-like. Gene Ontology annotation, biological process: G protein-coupled receptor signaling pathway. Gene Ontology annotation, cellular component: membrane. Gene Ontology annotation, molecular function: olfactory receptor activity; G protein-coupled receptor activity. Lineage: Eukaryota; Metazoa; Chordata; Actinopteri; Cypriniformes; Cyprinidae. The record is from RefSeq and is a predicted model, not a curated record.